Messenger RNA from Blastomyces dermatitidis ER-3, 4719 nucleotides. Its product is annotated as exosome complex subunit Rrp46. Gene Ontology annotation, cellular component: cytoplasmic exosome (RNase complex); nuclear exosome (RNase complex); nucleolus. Lineage: Eukaryota; Fungi; Ascomycota; Eurotiomycetes; Onygenales; Ajellomycetaceae. Gene Ontology annotation, biological process: poly(A)-dependent snoRNA 3'-end processing; nuclear mRNA surveillance; rRNA catabolic process. The coding region runs from base 1659 to 2420 and encodes 253 amino acids. The record is from RefSeq and is a predicted model, not a curated record. The transcript has 2 exons.
AAACAACGCUGUCACACACCGUCGAAUCUCGUUAGUUUCUGCUUGGCUUACCCACAGGGCUUCUGCUCUGCCUUGACGCAAAGAAGAGAAGCGCUGGCUAUUAACUAAUCCAUAUCAACGCCCAAGCAGCCCCAACCAGGUAGUCCAAACGGUUUCAUUCACCAGUUUCCACGGGUCCCCAAGCUGCAUUGGAUACCCCCAAAUCGAGAGGAGAGAGAACGGGAAUGGGGGAACCCUCAGUCUAUCUGUCGACUGCUCCUUGACAAAUUCUCCGCGUUGACCCGCUUGUUCUGCUUGGCCCGUGUGGUUCCAAGCUGCAAGUCCGGUUCUGGCCAUAUUUUUGUUGAGCGGGGUCUGCUGUCUAGACUCCUAUUGGCUGCUCUGCUGCAGCCGUUGAAAGAAAGGACACCUGGAAUCGCCGUGCGGAUCACAGUUGCGUAGUUUCUUGGCUAGGCCACUCCACGGACUUGCGCCCAGGAAUCAUAAGCACAACCAGCUCAACAUUCUCAUUCCUCCUCCGUCGUUUCCCAGCACCUGAGUUUUCUCUUGACGUCUUGGCCGCCUCAGCACUUUUCGCCCCUAGAAUGCAUGGGUGCUAACGAAAGAGAAUAUAGGAAAAUAUUCUGUGGAUUUGUUGGCCAAGGAGCAGCGUUCUUCGGGGGCUCAUUUAUACAGUACAUGGCUGUUCUUGGUUGGCCCUGCGCGCCUGUCCCACGACUGCUUAAUAGUGCGCUGAUCGGUGUGGCUGCUUUUUCCCCCUAAUAAUAUUGGCUGGGAGUCAUGCCUUUUGCGAUUAAGUACUCCGUAAAUAAUAUAAAAUAAUAAUUGCUACUGCCAGCUUUGCUUGAAGCUGUCUCUGACCCAUAUGCUGCCUGUCCAACCCACCAAGACCCCACGCAGGGGCGCUGUUCCGGCAAGUUGCGUUGAGGGACCCGGGCACGUUUUUUGUGCCUUGACUUCAAUCAUGGUUGGCAGUUAACAUGCAACCGAUAUCGUCCCAACUUAAACAACAGGCUGCACCAGAAGUUCCCGAACCGACGCAAACAAGCACUUUUUAUCAGUGUCCUCUGUCGAAGUCCUUUAGUAGCAUCUCAACCCACGGAUUGUUCACUUGACACAUAUCCAUAUUCAGACCGUGGGGGUCCGACACAAAAUGGUGACACGCCAAUCCUCACAUAGCAUAGGCAAAGGAGCACAUGACCCUCAUAAUGUGUUGAAGCCGGACCAGUCUUGGCCCCAGCGUGAGGAGCAGCUGUCUAAAUCGGUUGGACUGUCAAGAUCACACAGGUGUUGACCAAUGAACGCUGCGGAAGGGUGGAGCUUGGCUUGAGAAACCAAUUCGCGUGUGAAUGUAACCAACUCCAUGAGCAAGGAGAAUGAAAUUUCCUCCCGUUAACUAGACUAGAGGUGUGAUAUCGAAGAGAAUUCUGACGAGGAGCCCUGAGUUCGUCGUCGUCGUCGUCGUCAUCCUCAUCGAGGUGUCUUUGCUUCUGUAAGGCGCCGGGAUGCCAAGCACUCUUCGGAGUCCGGGUUAUCUAUCGUCCGUUGACUUGUUCCCUUCACCAUAAAACAAAAAUCGUCAAUAUCAUAAGAUUCUCCAACUGUAUUAACUUCCUCUCCGACCUCUUCGCUUGCUCCUGCACAGUUUAUAGAGCCCAAUGGCUGGCCCGAAUGCCUCUCUUACUCCGCUCCGUUUCCCUGACGGUUCGGCAUCGUACACAUCCCCCACCGGAGAUCACAUAAUUGGAUCCGUAAAUGGUCCUAUCGAACCUGCCCGUCGCGACGCCCAAAAGUCGGAGGAAGCCGCAAUAGAAGUUCUCGUUAAGCCAGGCGUUGGCGUGUCUGGUGUUGGCGAGAGAUAUGUCGAAGGCAUCCUGCGGGGUAUCCUGAGUCGGGUUAUACUACUUCGAGAAAAGUCAAUGCCUAGGAAGGCAAUUAUAAUCACUUUGGUGGUAUUGAAAAAUAAGGGAGCCGACGGGAAGGUUGCAGAACGGGGUGGAUCGUGUCUUUCUAUCUUACCUUCGCUGCUUCACACGGCUCUUCUAGCAUUGCUGUCUGCCGCAAUCCCGCUCUCUAUGGUAUACACGUCCGCCUUCAUCGCAGCAUCCCCGACCGGCGAUCUAAUUGAGCAUCCCUCAAAUUCCCAAGUCAAAGCUGCGAAGUCAUUACACGUCCUAGCGUUUUCGUCCAAGGGGCAUCUACUGCUUAACGAAAGUGAGGGUGAAUUUGAUCUCGAUACCUGGGACAAAGUUUAUGAACUCGCCCAAUCUACCUGUACGGGAAGUCCAGGGGUAAGAAAAGGAGACGGCGACGUUGAUAUGGAUGGUGUGAAAGCGGGCCAAACUCUCGAACAGCUCUUGAGAGAUACGGUGGAAGAUAAGGUCAGGGAAAACCUGGCGUGGAAGAUUGCAACGACCUGAAGGCCUCAUCCUACAUAUUUCCUUGCUGCACUGAAGACGACAAUGUACGAUAUACCGUACAAUUCAGGCACCGGGUAAUUGCAUGAUACCGUGCAUGUGAGCGGCCAUGUGCUAAAUCAUGCUACGCCCGGUGUAUUACAUACAUACACUAAUCGUCACACGCAGGUAGAUGCCCUCCACCAUGCUUGGAAUCUCCACCCCUUCAAGCUGUGGCACAUGCUUCUGACGUGUUUGGGUGAUUGGAAGAACAACCUUGGAAGUAUUUGUGACAUUCCAGGCUCUGGGAUUCUAGCCAAUGAAUGGCAAAUUUUGUCGACUCUGACACAACCUGCAUGCUCUAGGUGCUGUAUGGCUGCAAAGGGAAUUUUCGUUUGCUCUUUGUCUGAGAACAGGGGGUAAAUGGGAAUGGUGGUGAACUCAUGAGGCGGGCUUAUAUUGAAUUGUUUUGAUACCCAGUUUGCUCUUCCAGACAUUGGCAUCAAUUGAAUGACUCUCUAUGUCCACUGAAUGCAGAAAACCCCCUAAGGCCACUUGAUCGUACCUCUCUAUAUCGCAGACCAUCUUUAUCUACAUAUAUAGCCGUGACAUUUUCCGUCUCAUUACCACUCAAACCCUAGCAAGUUGAAAUUAUCGCGCAUGAUGAACUCCACAGCGACCCUUGAGCCCAAACACAUACCGACCCGCGGUCCUCUUCAAGCAAAUCCACACUCACAAAUUGUUCAAUAAUUGCUUCAGUCCGAUGUAUAUUACAGACUCUUAGGUUCACCAUACCGAAAUAUAGAAAAUGAGCCAGCGGCUUGCAACCCAGGAGCAAAAUGCUUAGAAUUAUUGGGAAGAAAAUCGAGACUUUGUCCUUCAAUUGCCUACUUUACCUAGGUACAUCUGAUAUUACCAUGUUUACACCCAUCGAGCCAAUCAAAAUCCCGCGGGCCUUGUGCACAUAAUAUCUGAUACACUGCACCGCCAAAGUGAAUUGCAAGAAGAGUUUCAAACUUGUUGCAAGGUGCUGUAGCAUAUUCCCUCGUUGUUACGCCAUGGUCAUUGUUGGGUUCGCUUUCGUGGCUAUCAGUAUUGGAACGAAACAUUAACCCCCGCGAUUUGCGCAGACCGGAGGAUGGGAAGGAACAUUUCAAGAAUAACAUACCAAAAUCAUCUACAAAAAUCUUACGAGAAAUGUAUGACUCCCUCCUGUCCAUUCCAUUCAGUAGGUAUGCAUAUAUAUAAACAGUUGACUAGCAAAACAUAAGUGAUGACGUGUUUAUACCAGAUUCGGGAAUCUACAGUGCAAACCAUAAACCAAUGCAAAGGGCUACAUCCGGAAACACACCCUUUUCCUUCAGAAGGCUCCAUAACUUUUGGAAAUUCGUCGCCGUCUCGUCUGAUUUAAAAUCGGCAAUGUCUUGUCGCUUUCUGUAUUUCAGAUACAAUUCCAAGUCAAAAAUUGUGACUUCGACAAAGGUCCCGGGGUAACUGCCAAAAUAGACUGCAAUAAUGCACCGACCAGAUUUUGAAUUCAAGCCCAAAAGGAGCGAUAAUCAGUCCACCUCACGACAAGGUAUAGCACAAAGCCAAACAAGACUAACAGAAUGCUCAGGGAGAUGGCCAGCAAGCUGUUGUUGGCCAAAUAUGUUUCGGGGGCAGCGGUGGUGAGGGAGAAUCCAGAGCCGGAAGCGGAGGGAGAACUAGACAUCAUGUCAGAUACCCUACUCUCUUCAUCGGUGAAGCUCCCACCUGCGCUAGGAAAGUCGGAAAGGAGGAGGGGAGUUUCCUCGUCGUGCGCAGUUUGCUGGGAUCGAGGUGAAGCAUUGGAUGUGUCUGGAGAAAUGUCGCUCCUCGCCAUGUUGCUUGUAGAGGAGAACAAAAAGUGAACAAGACCCUUCGAUUUUAUGUCCUCCUUGUUGAUAGCAUAACAGAUAUGGAGUAAUAGGAGGCCUGAAUAAGAGUGGAAAGGGUGCUGUUCAUCUGAGUGUUGAUGGGUACAACUCUGGGGAUGGAUAUGAAGGAAUGAGCUGGGGGGGGAUAGCAAUGCCCUGCCAACAUAAUAUUGUGUAGUUGUUAUGGCAAUUGAUGAUAUAUCAUCAUGAGCUCUAAGAAGAUCAUGAGAACACCAUGCGGCAUGAAGAGAAUAUUGUCUCCCAUGAAAGAAAUCAAUGCCAAUGUUUGCAGUUCUCCCUGCGUAUGUGCUCGUUCUCUAGAUCCAUAUCUCACUGCAAAAAAGAUGACAACCGAGAUGAAUGAGAAAGAGUAUAUAUAAUAUCUCAUUACAAUCAAAUCGAUCUUUCAAGAAAUAUUUAACCGG